CCCUUGUUAAAGGGUUUGGGCUUUGGAGCUGGUGGCUUGUGGGCUACAAAAAACCAAAACCCAAAACACACAUUUCCUCGUGCUUUGAUCACCGUUGGAUUGGACUCAGAUGCAAGCUUACAGUUGCAGUGUCGUCGACGGUAACACCAAACCCAGAUUCAACAAAAUUCACGAAGAAGAAGAAGACUGAGCAAAAAAAUGGCGGAGGGGAAGAGCGAAAGCAGCAGUAGCUCAAUGGAGAGCCUGGAUCAUCUGCCCUCGGCCCUACUCGCCACCAUCAUGACAAAUCUCGACGUGGCCUCCAUCUGCUCCGUCGCUUCCACCUGCACCGCCUUCAAAGCCUGCGCUUCUCAAAUCCUCUCCUUCAUCCCCUCCUUCCACCUCCUCGAAAUCGCGCCUUCCAUGGAUUUGUUGAGGCCUCUGCUGCCUCCUAACCCGUGGCUAAAGAGCAUGAAGGUCAACUGUGGCCGGCUAGACGAUUCGGCCAUACAGAUUUUGCUUCAGCCUUCUCUACACGAGCUUUGUAUGCUCAAUUGCGACGAAUUUACUGGAAAGUUGCUUUCGGAGAUCGGAGGCCGAUGCAAGGAUCUAAGGUCUCUCUGCUUGGGGUCAGUGGCUGAAAAUAGAGGGCUGGAUAUUCAGUUUUCUGAUUUGGAGGAUUUGCUCAGAGGUUGCCAUGAGUUAGAAGCACUGAACUUGAUGUUUGAUGUCUCAUUUUCUGCUGGUCAUAACAAUUCUCGAGUUUGGGCUUUGGCUUCGGAGAAACUCACUUCUCUUGAGAUUGGCUACAUUCCAUCAGUAAUGGUGGCUGAACUGUUUAGCCCAAACUUUGGAUUCCAUCAGUCACUAAAUUGUAUUCAGCCUUCCAUAUUGCCAAACAUCCAUAAAUUGUGUCUUUCAGUCGACUAUAUAACUGAUGCUAUGGUUGGAAAAAUUUCUAAAGGUCUCAACUCCCUGACCCAUUUGGAUCUUCGAGAUGCACCCAUGAGCGAACCAGGAGUUACAUCAGACCUCACAAACUCUGGCCUUCAACAGAUUAAUCAGCAUGGCAAACUGAAGCAUCUCUCAUUGGUCCGGACCCAGGAGUUCCUCUCUACCUAUUUUAGAAGAGUAAAUGAUCUCGGGCUCCUCUUAAUGGCUGACAAGUGUAAAACCAUGGAAAGCAUAUUUCUAGGCGGCUUUUGUCGUGUUACUGACACAGGUUUCAAAACAAUCUUGCAUUCUUGCUCCAAGUUAUACAAGCUUAGGGUGUCUCAUGGGACUCAGUUAACGGAUUUAGUUUUUCAUGACAUUUCUGCAACUUCCCUGUCUUUAACACACGUUAGCUUGAGACGGUGUACUCUUUUGACCAACCAUGCAGUUACUAGUUUGGCUUCUAAUAAGGAUCUAAAAGUUCUUGAUUUGAGAGAUUGCAGAAACCUCGGGGAUGAAGCCCUCCAUGCCAUAAGCACUCUUCCUAAAUUGAAGGCGUUAUUAUUGGAUGGCUCUGAUAUUAGUGAUGUAGGAUUAUCAUAUUUGAGAGCGGGGGUUAUAAGUUCACUAAUUUCAUUGUCUGUUAGAGGGUGCAAGAAACUUACAGAUAAAUGCAUAUCUGCUCUAUUUGAUGGCUCUUCUAAUUUGGAGUUGCAAGAACUGGACCUGUCCAAUCUUCCUAAUCUCUCCGACAAUGCAGUUCUAUUACUGGCAAAAAGUAGGGUUCCAAUACUUGAACUACGAAUGCGACAAUGCCCACUAAUAGGUGACACUUCGGUAAUGGCAUUAGCCUCAAUGGUGGUUGACGAGGAGAGGUGGCAUGGUAACAGCCUGCGGUUGUUGGAUCUGUUUAAUUGUGGUGGCAUUACUCCGCUUUCAUUCCGGUGGCUGAAGAAACCAUAUUUUCCAAGGCUGAGAUGGUUAGGAGUUACAGGCAGUGUAAAUAGAGAUAUGGUAGAUGCUUUAGCUCGAAGCAGACCGUUCUUGCGUGUGUCACGACGUGGCGAGGAGCUGGGAGUCGAGGAAUGGGAUAAUUCAGAUGAUUUUUACAUGCAUGACUAUGAUGAGAUGGACGAGUUUGAACGUUGGCUUCUAGACGGUGAGGAUGAGAAUGCCGACGAAGAAAUGGUAAAUGCAGAAGCAAUGGAGUAAUCCGCCGUUUAAAUUCCUGCUAUGUGCCUGUAUGCAAUAUGCUUGUGAUUUUCUUGUGUAUAUUGUUGUGUUAUGAAGAAACUUGAAAUGUAUCAUGGACCACUGAUUAGAGCUUAGCAAGUUGGGUUGUAUGAUUUUACUCUAAAUCUGUGAUCUUGUGGACCACUUGGAUAUUGUAUUGUAACUAUUUUGGAUAGAUUGGAUAUUGUAUUUUCACUUAAUUGUAUAAUAAAUUUGUUUCACCAUUU
Molecule: messenger RNA, 2372 nt
Organism: Prunus mume (Japanese apricot)
Lineage: Eukaryota; Viridiplantae; Streptophyta; Magnoliopsida; Rosales; Rosaceae
Product: F-box/RNI-like superfamily protein
Biological process (GO): SCF-dependent proteasomal ubiquitin-dependent protein catabolic process
Cellular component (GO): SCF ubiquitin ligase complex
Molecular function (GO): protein binding
Source: RefSeq, a predicted model, not a curated record